AUGGCUCCUGCAGGCAAGCAAAAGAAGAAGUGGUCCAAGGGCAAGGUCAAGGACAAGGCCCAGCACGCCGUCGUCCUCGAGAAGCAGACCGCUGAGAGACUGAACAAGGACGUCCAGUCCUACCGUCUCAUCACCGUCGCCACUCUCGUCGACCGUCUUAAGAUCAACGGCAGCUUGGCCCGCAAGGCCCUCGCUGAUCUCGAGGAGAAGGGACAGAUCAAGAAGGUUGUCGGUCACUCCAAGAUGAACAUCUACACCCGCGCCGUUACCGCCGAGUAA
Messenger RNA from Aspergillus puulaauensis, 279 nucleotides. RefSeq names its product 40S ribosomal protein eS25 (gene RPS25). The transcript is spliced from 4 exons. NCBI's taxonomy places the organism in Eukaryota, Fungi, Ascomycota, Eurotiomycetes, Eurotiales, Aspergillaceae. Bases 1 to 279 code for a protein of 92 amino acids. The record is from RefSeq and is a predicted model, not a curated record. Gene Ontology annotation, molecular function: structural constituent of ribosome. Gene Ontology annotation, cellular component: cytosolic small ribosomal subunit.